AUGGGCUUGGACUUUAGUUUCAGUGAUUAUUGUGGAUAUACUCACCACUCAAGCCUCUAUCUUUCAGGUGAUGUACAAAGCCAAUCCUUAAGACACCGAGAUAAGCGGCUCAGUUUAAAUCUGCCAUGUAAGUUUUCACCGAUAUAUCCCACAGCUUCACCCAGUGCUGAAGACAGCUAUGUGCCCAUGAGCCCUAAAGGCACUGCUUCUGAAUUUAGACCCCACUGCAGUCAGGAUGACUACAUUCCAAUGAGCUCAAGCAUGCUGCCUGAGUUACCUGCAGACUUGGAGCCACCCCCAGUGAACAGAAAUCUCAAGCCCCAGAGAAAAUCACAGCCACCUCCCUUGGACUCGAGAAACCUUUCCACCAUCCGGGAACACACAUCUCUAACCAGGACUUACACUGUGCCUUGCAAUCGAACCAGUUUUCUCUCUCCACAAAGAAAUGGUAUUAAUUGUACAAGACUUUUUUCCACUCCUUCUGAAGAAGAAGAAGAAGAAGAAGAAGAAGAAGAAGAAGAAGAAGAAGAA
Mus caroli (Ryukyu mouse) is the source of this 531-nucleotide messenger RNA. Lineage: Eukaryota; Metazoa; Chordata; Mammalia; Rodentia; Muridae. The record is from RefSeq and is a predicted model, not a curated record.